CUUCUUAAGAACCCUCUAGAACCUACACUCUAAACUUCAAACUAAAGGCUUUCCUAGAAAUUUCUACACUAUUCUCUAUUCUACUCUAGUCAUCAUCUUCUAAAUCCAAUCAAUUUUCUCAUUUCAAAGUAACCCUGAAUUUUUGAGAGAAGAAUUAAGCAAAAAUGGCGGAUGAUUUUUCACUGGACUUGGAAGAGCUUCGCAACCUGCAAUCCAUUGCUAAGAGACCUCGCGUCAUCUAUCUCAUUUCCUCUGAAAUUCACAACUUAGAAAAGUUGUCAAAAGAAAAAGCUUCUUCUUCAGCUCCCCAGCAUCCUACUCCAAUUCCUAUGGCAACAACAAAGGUGCCUUACACUCCCACACAGACAUAUACUACUCUUUCAUCUUUCAGCUGGGAACAGGACAAUGAUAAAGUAAAGAUAUAUCUGUCUCUAGAGGGAGUGCAGGAAGAAAAGAUGGAGAAAAACAUCAGCCCAAAUUCUAUUGAGUUCAAGUUUCAUGAUGUGCAGGGGAAAAUUUAUCAAUUUGCCAUACCCAAAUUUAAUAAAGAUAUUGUUCCAGACCAAACCAAAGUCAUGAUCAAGCCCACAAGGGUAAUUGUGCAUUUGGUCAAAGCUUCGAAAGGGAGUUGGCAAGAUUUGCAUUACAAAGAGGACAAGCUGAAGCCAAAUCUAGACAAGGAAAAGGAUCCUAUGGCUGGUAUAAUGGAUCUUAUGAAGAAUAUGUAUGAGGAAGGGGAUGAGGAAAUGAAGAAAACCAUUGCUAAAGCUUGGACUGAUGCAAGAUCAGGGAAGACUGCCGAUUCUCUGAAGGGAUACCGUUGAAGAUCUGUAGGUUAUCAGAAAGUGCAUAGGCAUCAGUUAGGGGAUUCUGAUCCAUUUUUGUCACAUUAUUUGGGAUUUUGCUCGCAUAACUUUCUAAAUUGCAUCCUUGGGCUCUUAGCUGUAGACGUUCUCUGCUUUCUGGCUGUCUUCGACCUUGUUGGGGUUUGAAUGGAACCGGGAAAGGGAUUUUAUGUUGUAUGACUUGUAUCUACUAUCUAGGCUACUUUCAUAAUACUCUCGCAAUUUCAUCCAACAAGCUUGUUUGAAAGGUUUGAAACUUCAAACUUCUUAAUUGUCUUUUUCAA
Chenopodium quinoa (quinoa) is the source of this 1129-nucleotide messenger RNA. Its product is annotated as calcyclin-binding protein-like. The transcript is spliced from 5 exons. Gene Ontology annotation, molecular function: tubulin binding; ubiquitin protein ligase binding; S100 protein binding. The record is from RefSeq and is a predicted model, not a curated record. Bases 165 to 824 code for a protein of 219 amino acids. Lineage: Eukaryota; Viridiplantae; Streptophyta; Magnoliopsida; Caryophyllales; Amaranthaceae.